AUGCCUCCUCGCCUCAAAAUUAGUCACUUCCUUGUGCUUAAGAAUCCACUUGUGAGCAUCACUCCUCUUUGCAAACUUGACAGAGAUAUUCAGGAUGCAGAUCCUUAUUUGUAUGGUAGCUGUAAGCAAAUAUUGGAGAUGGAUCCUGAGGCAGUUGAUCAAGAUGUUCUGAUUCUGACAUUUGUUCAUGAAAUUGAUGAGCUAGGAUCAAGAAAGCUUGUGGAGCUCUGCCCUGAUGGGAAAAGCAUUACUGUAAAUAGUAAAAAUAGGGAGCUCUAUGUUGAUUCUCUUAUUCAGCAUCGCUUCGUCAGGUCUAUAUCUGAACAGGUGGCCCAUUUCGCUAAAUUACGUUAA
Fraxinus pennsylvanica is the source of this 354-nucleotide messenger RNA. The record is from the annotation of a GenBank genome assembly. NCBI's taxonomy places the organism in Eukaryota, Viridiplantae, Streptophyta, Magnoliopsida, Lamiales, Oleaceae.